GCGUGACUCCACGCACGCAAGCGACUCCAGGGUACGCCGCCGCCACGCGCGCUCGCACGAUCGGUGCGUGGUGACGUUGCGCCGGCGCGGGCGCCAUCCCGGAAGCACGAGCAGGGCCGCCAGAUGUGCAGGCAGCGGAGGAGGAGGAAGAGAUGGACCUCCCGGACUCGGCCUCGAGGGUCUUCUGCGGCCGCAUCCUGAGCAUGGUGAACACAGAUGAUGUCAACGCCAUCAUCCUGGCCCAGAAGAACAUGCUGGACCGCUUUGAGAAGACCAAUGAGAUGCUGCUCAACUUCAACAACCUGUCCAGCGCCCGCCUGCAGCAGAUGAGCGAGCGCUUCCUGCACCACACAAGGACCCUGGUAGAGAUGAAACGGGACCUGGACAGCAUCUUCCGCCGGAUCAGGCUUCGCUGUGCACUUAAGUGUCUGGGACAAUUCCAACCUUGGGAUAAAAUCUUGACGACGCUGAAAGGGAAACUGGCCAGGCAGCACCCAGAGGCCUUCAGCCAUAUCCCAGAGGCAUCCUUCCUGGAGGAAGAGGAUGAAGACCCCAUCCCACCCAGCACCACGACCACCAUCGCCACCUCAGAACAGAGCACGGGUUCAUGUGACACUAGCCCCGACACUGUCUCGCCCUCCCUGAGCCCUGGCUUCGAGGACCUGUCCCAUGUCCAGCCUGGCUCCCCAGCCAUCAACGGCCGCAGCCAGACAGAUGAUGAGGAGACGACGGGCGAAUAGCCCUACUGCCCAGUGCCUUGAGGGGUCUCAGGGCAGCAGCAUACAAGGUGGCAGCGGGUAACCCUGCCUUGUUCUGUCACCCAGGGCUCCUACAGGAACAGGGCUCUCUCCCGAGGGGUGUGGAAUUCCUGGGGGAUCUUUAAUUCUGGCUCCUUCCUUCCUCAGAACAUCUCUCUUCUGCAAGACCCCUCUGCCAUGCCACGGCACGCCCAUUCUGGCUGGAGUUGCAGGGCUGGGCACGGGAAUUUUUCCAGAGCUGAGCCUGACAUCUGCUCUGAAGAAUGCUUAAAAGGUUCCCAGAGACCAGAGCCAUAUGUCCCCCACCCCCGGUCAGGACCUCCUUGAGGUGCACAAGCACGGUCUCCUCUGAGUUCACCCCAGCCCACCCCUGCACCCACUAAUUCUCCUUUUCCUGCCCCUUGCUCCGUAAAAGUAUCAAAUACUGUCUCCUUGGUAUCUCAAAGAGGUUUCUGAGAUAGGUAGAAGUCUUGAGAUGGAGGCUGGCCAUCCAUUCAGCCCUGAGCGUGCUGAGGCCUGUGUUUCUCUGAAUAGAGGUGUGGAACCUGAGGGGCCAGCAGGCCUCUCUGAGGGCCUCCAUGGAGCAAAUGGAGCCACCUUGGGAAAGAGUUUAAUGGAAUAUUUUUGUACCCAAUGUUUACAGAUGCUGUUGGGAAGUUAUCAAUAAAAAGACACCAUUCCUAAAAAGGGAAAAGUA
Molecule: messenger RNA, 1455 nt
Organism: Piliocolobus tephrosceles (Ugandan red Colobus)
Lineage: Eukaryota; Metazoa; Chordata; Mammalia; Primates; Cercopithecidae
Gene: KXD1
Product: KxDL motif containing 1
Exons: 6
Coding region: 153-740 (195 amino acids)
Biological process (GO): lysosome localization
Cellular component (GO): BORC complex
Source: RefSeq, a predicted model, not a curated record